AUGGCAAGCUCCAAGUUCAUUGGGGCUAUUCUUAUUGCUUUGUUGCUUGUGGAGGUUUCAUUUGCUGCUAGGGUUAGAAACGGAUUAUUAGGUGCAAGAGGAGGUGGUGGUGGCGGCGGUGGUGCUGGUGGAGGAGGAGGUGGUGCUCGUGGCUCUGGAUAUGGAUCAGGAUACGGGUCUGGCGGAGGUGAAGGGUAUGGUGGAGCACUAGGAGGAGGAGGUGGUGGUGGCGGCGGCAGAGGAGGAGGUGGAGGAGGUGGUGGUGGGUCUAAUGGUUCAGGAUACGGGUCUGGUUAUGGAUCCGGGUAUGGUUCUGGAUAUGGGUCGGGUAGUGGAGGAAGAGGUGGUGGUGGAGGCGGAGGAGGUGGAAGAGGUGGAGGUGGAGGAGGUGGUGGAGGCUCAAAUGGCUCUGGUUAUGGCUCUGGCUAUGGCUAUGGCGAGGGAAGUGGUUAUGGCAGUGGCGGAGGAAGAGGUGGUGGCGGUGGUGGAGGAGGAGGUGGAGGUAGCGGUGGUGGUGGUGGUAGGUAUGGAGGUUCUGGCUAUGGUAGUGGCUCUGGCUAUGGAUCAGGUUAUGGGUCAGGAUACGGCGGCGGAGGAGACGAUGACGGUGGAUUCCGCCCUUAA
Messenger RNA from Arachis stenosperma, 624 nucleotides. RefSeq names its product glycine-rich cell wall structural protein 2-like. NCBI's taxonomy places the organism in Eukaryota, Viridiplantae, Streptophyta, Magnoliopsida, Fabales, Fabaceae. The transcript has a single exon. Bases 1 to 624 code for a protein of 207 amino acids. The record is from RefSeq and is a predicted model, not a curated record.